Molecule: messenger RNA, 353 nt
Organism: Staurois parvus
Lineage: Eukaryota; Metazoa; Chordata; Amphibia; Anura; Ranidae
Source: the annotation of a GenBank genome assembly
CAUUGAAAGGCAGCUCAGAUGGGCACUGAUAUGUGGCAUUGAUGUGCACUGGUAUGCACUGAUAUGUGGCAUUGAUGUGGCACUGGCACGUGGCACUGGCACGUGGCACUGAUGGGCACUGGCACGUGGCACUGAUGAGCACUGACAGGUGGCACUUCUGGGGCCACACUGAUCAUCAGGGCACACUGAUCAUCAGUGCCCUGAUGAUCACCGAUUGACAGCUCGAGAGGAGAGAAAUGCCGAUAACCGGCAUUUCUGUGUUUAUAUGUGAUCAGCUGUGAUUGGACACAGCUGAUCACAUGACCGAGCCGACAUCUUUGGCUCUUUCCGUGAUCCACUGUGUCCAAGGGACA